This is a messenger RNA of Gamsiella multidivaricata, 405 nucleotides long. RefSeq lists its product as uncharacterized. Lineage: Eukaryota; Fungi; Mortierellomycota; Mortierellomycetes; Mortierellales; Mortierellaceae. The coding region runs from base 1 to 405 and encodes 134 amino acids. The transcript has a single exon. The record is from RefSeq and is a predicted model, not a curated record.
AUGCUACGAUUUAAAAAGGACAGCGAUCCUCGGGCGUUCUUGGAUCAAGCGAAGCACAUUGUCUGCGCGUACGUGGGAGAUGACAUGUUUGAGGACCAAUGCAGUCGCUACUUGUCGUACCACGCCGUGAGCCCCUUCCAUAGUCAAGCCCUCAAAGAAGAGUUUGCUAAAAGACCGAAGUCGAAGCUGGCCUGGGAUGAGUGCGAAGCAAUCUUUCUUAAGAUUGCGUUAACCGAACAAGAGCGCAUUGAACAGAUAAAACAGCUGUUGGCGACUGGACGAGAAAACAGAGAGUCUUACCGCCAGUUUGCCAUGCGUACUGCUCGAGACAUUCGCAUCAAUGGUGUCAAGGAUGACAAUAAAAUGGUUCUCACAUUAUUGAAUGCCACCGUUGUAGUGUGGUAA